UGGGAUUACAAAAACGGAUUUCAGACUUCUUUAUGAAUCAACGUAAGAGCUAAAGCAUGCGGGGAAUCGGAAUCAACUUCCUGCAGAACUUGGAGUAAAAACAGUGACACCCCAGCGCUUUACCCGAGAGAGAGCCAGGAACUAAGGUUUGUCAAGCUAAUAUAGCCCAGGAGGCUGCAGCUAGCUCCAACAGGACGAGUGCUGCCGGGGGAGUGGAGGGAGAAGCUAGCGGCUAAAGUACCGCCGGGCCAAGGACAGGUGCGGGAGGACAGCGCGAACUGUUGAUCCAACCAUGCCAGCCUCAGGACCAUGCCUUUCCUGGUAGGCGUUUUGGAGAUGUGAACAUUAACCCGGACUUUUCAGCCUAGAUGGUUUGAAAAAUGGAGGCGGCUACUUCACACUGCAGAGACGGACUGUGUUUUUUUGUUUUGCAUGCAUCAAGGCUGUAGAGAAAAAGCUGGUAUCUUUAGAGCAGUACGGGCGGGUGGACAUGUUUUUUUGUGGAGAGGGGAGCAGAGACUAACACAACUUGCACUCAUGAAUAUGCAUGGAGAUACUGUUGAACAAUUGGAUAUACAUGAUGAGGAGUUUCCUUUGGACUGACAGCAUGAGAGAAGAUCAAGUUCUCCAAAGACAGAGAGACUGAGACAUCACCAUGCUGCUGCUCCUCUUCUUGUUCAGCCUGGCUCUGGGUGCUGCACCUCUUUCAGAAGAACCUGACUUCAAGCUCCAGCGUGGAGGCUGUCGCCCGUUCUGGUACAGCUUCAACGGCCGCUGCUACAAGUACGUCUCCACUCCUGUGACCUGGGCUACUGCAGAGCUCCACUGUGUGUCACAGAGAGCCAACCUGGUGUCCAUCCACAGUCUGGCGGAGCAGCACUUUGUCAAAAGCCUCAUCAGGAACUUUGACCCUUCUGAGAGACCGACCUGGAUUGGACUCAGUGACAUCCACAGAGAAGGACGCUGGAUGUGGUCCGAUGGGUUAGAAGUAAACUUUAUGUCAUGGUUACCAGGUCAGCCAGACAAUGACAGAAGAAAGGAACAUUGUGCACACAUGAACUGGGGCAGUCUUAAGAGAUGGAAUGACAUGUCGUGCAGCAAAAGUUAUUCUUUUGUUUGUGCAACCCGCAUUUGUUAUUAGAGAAGAUGUUGAAUCUACUCUAAACAGGGAUUGUUUAAUUGCACGGAUUCAUCCGUCCCUCUGUAUGUUCACAGGCAAAGCAAACAACAUGUAUCCUCCCAGAUCUCUGCUGCUUGAAUGGUGGAUCAAAGAAAAUAUGUUAGAAUUACUAAAAUGUAAGAGUUUUGUAAUCUUUAGUUGGCUGAACUGAAUUAAUUGUGAUGAACUCAAUAGUGAAAAGAAAAGUGUCUCAUGUUUGUGUACUGUUCUCAUAUGAAAAAUCAUUUGAUACUAAUGUUUAUUUAAUUUGGUAGACACAUGUGGAAAAU
Cheilinus undulatus (humphead wrasse) is the source of this 1449-nucleotide messenger RNA. Its product is annotated as ladderlectin-like. Gene Ontology annotation, molecular function: signaling receptor activity. Lineage: Eukaryota; Metazoa; Chordata; Actinopteri; Labriformes; Labridae. The record is from RefSeq and is a predicted model, not a curated record. The coding region runs from base 656 to 1141 and encodes 161 amino acids. The transcript has 2 exons.